CUUAAAGAAAAAACUAAUAAAAAAAAGUAAAAAAGAAAAUGAGGGAUAGCGAAGAAGAAGAAAAAUGGAGUCGAGAAACAAUACCAAAAGUGAUGAAAAUUAUAACAAAUCGACUUCCACAGCGAGAUCUUAUAUCUCUUCUUUUUGUUUCUUCUUCUAUUUAUCGUACUCUUGUUUCUACUCCUUCACUUUGGCUGGCUGUUGAUUUGCGUGAGAUGAAUAAUGCUGGAGAUAGACUUAUAGCUGCCCUUUCUCUUACAAGAUAUCAUCAUGUGAAAAGGAUAGUUCUCGAGUUUGCACAAGGCAUUGAGGAUAAGCAUCUAGACACUCUUAGAAACAAGUUAUCAGGUUCCCUGAAAGAUCUGGAGCAUCUAAAUUUAAAUGGCUGCCAAAAAAUUUCUGAUAAGGGAAUUGAGGCUAUAACCGAAGCCUGUCCGUCUUUGAAAAUCUUCUCAAUUUACUGGAAUGUAAGACUUUGCUUCAGGGUUACAGAUGCAGGCAUAUCACAUCUGGGGAAAAACUGCAAGCAUAUUGUUGAUUUGAACUUAAGUGGCUGUAAGGGUAUAUCAGAUAAAAGUUUGCAAAUGGUUUCUGAGAAUUAUCCUCAUCUAGAGUUUUUGGAUAUCACACGGUGCAUCAAGAUAACAGAUGGUGGCUUGCAACAUAUAAUAGUCAAAUGCUCUGGUCUUAAAAGUCUGAAUCUUUACGCACUAUCAAGCUUUACAGAUGGUGCUUAUAAGAAAUUAUCGCUUUUAUCCCAUCUCAGAUUUUUAGAUCUUUGUGGUGCCCAGAAUUUAUCUGAUGAAGGGCUGUUCUCUAUCGCCAAAUGUAAAGAUAUCCAUACCCUCAAUUUGACAUGGUGUGUACGUGUUACUGAUGUGGGUGUCAUAGCCAUAGCCAAAGGUUGCACGUCUCUUGAAUAUCUUAGCUUGUUUGGAAUUGUUGGGGUUACUGACAAGUGCUUAGUGGCGCUCUCGGAACACUGCUCAAACUCAAUUACAACACUUGACGUGAAUGGAUGUAUUGGCAUUAAGAAACGUAGCCAUGAAGAACUUGUUCAACUAUUCCCAUAUGUGCGGUGCUUCAAGGUUCACAGUUAAUUUAUGGUCCCCUCAAAUUAUAUAUUCUGAAAAGACAAAAGGUUCUUGAACCAUUACAUGAACUGCAUGAUUUUUCACCCUUCAUACAUUUUGAACCCUUGAGACAAGCUUCAGUAGUCCAGUUUGUUGUAUUCCAAAAGUUGCAUAAUCUGGUUGUAGUACUUGAGCUGGUAUCUAAUGGUAAUUUGUAUAACUAUUGUAUUUGUAUAUGAGACUUUUAUAUCCUUA
Messenger RNA from Erigeron canadensis, 1328 nucleotides. RefSeq names its product F-box protein At3g58530-like. The record is from RefSeq and is a predicted model, not a curated record. Gene Ontology annotation, biological process: SCF-dependent proteasomal ubiquitin-dependent protein catabolic process. Gene Ontology annotation, molecular function: protein binding. Bases 39 to 1100 code for a protein of 353 amino acids. Gene Ontology annotation, cellular component: SCF ubiquitin ligase complex. The transcript is spliced from 13 exons. Lineage: Eukaryota; Viridiplantae; Streptophyta; Magnoliopsida; Asterales; Asteraceae.